Messenger RNA from Paramormyrops kingsleyae, 2061 nucleotides. The record is from RefSeq and is a predicted model, not a curated record. Lineage: Eukaryota; Metazoa; Chordata; Actinopteri; Osteoglossiformes; Mormyridae.
CCUGCCACUGGCCAGGUCUUCCUCCUCCAGGUCUGGAGCUAACAGACCCAAGCCUGGGAAUUCUCUCCUAUUAUGCCCGCACCACUGGACCAUAAUGAACGUCCCCAUCUCCCUCGCCAUCUCCUCUCUCCAGCCAGUUUGUAAAUACUUGGAUUGCAGCAGCUGCAGCUGUCUGGUCCAUCAGUCUCGAUUACUUCAAGAUGCGAGAAUGAAGAACUCAGAUCCAGUGGACCGUGUUGUGCCUCUCACCUCUCUAUGGUUACCGCUCCGUGGGUAUAAGAGCAGCUUGUGGCGCUGCUGAACUGACUACAGAAAGGAAAGACCGCCAGAUAACCAGGAGAUAGACUGCAGGACAGGAUAUCAUCCAAUGACAGGUGAGGAAGAAAAACUGAUUCAUAAUCCCCGAUAUUUAAGUAAGUGUUCACAGUUAUGUGUUGAAUGAAAAACAUCAGCUUUUUAUAAAAACAUACUUAAAUUAUCAAAUUGUUUUUAGUGAAAGAAAACAAAUAUUAAGAAUGACACCCCGUCCUGCUGAUGUCACCCGUUUAUAGACCUUCCUUGCCGGCAAUGGAGUCUGAGAGUCUGAUCCGAGGGCUGCUCUUCCUCUUCCUCACAGUGGUGGGCGUUCCCGGGAACAGCCUGGUGAUCUGGGCCUUUGUCCGGGUGGCGAGACACGAUCGGCGCCUCCUGCCUGCAGACGCCAUCGUGCUGCACCUGGUCUCGGUGAACCUGCUGGUGGUCGUCGUCCGCUGUCUCCCGGAGACCCUGGCCACCUUUCGGCUGGCCGCCAUCUUUAACGACGCCAGCUGCCGUGGCAUCAUCUAUGUGUUCCGCACCGCCCGCACCCUCUCUAUCUGGCUCACCUUCGUACUGAGCGCUUACCAGUGCCUAAGCGCUGCCCCGCCGGGAUCCCGCUGGGCCCAGGUGCGCGCCACCGUUGCCCACCACCUGGGCUUCAUCUUCCUGGCGCUGUGGCUGGUGAAUUGCAUUAUCAGCUGCCCCGCGGCCAUCUACUCCCUGGGUUCCCGCGGCAACUCCAGCCUCAUGGAGCACAGCAUCAAUGCGCAGUUCUGCCUGGUGCAGUUCCCCUCCGGCCUUGCCAGGGACGCAAACGGAGCAGUGCAGACUGCCCGUGACGUGGUGCCCAUGGCCUUCAUGACCACGGCGAGCAUAAUCAUCCUGGUCUUCCUCUACCGCCACAGCCAGCAGGUGAAAGGCCUCCGUGGCGGAGCCGGCGGAAAGUCCAGACCCUCGGCGGAAAGGCGGGCCGCCAAAUCCGUCGUUACCUUGGUGACCAUGUACGUGGUGUUCUACGGUGUCGACAAUGGCCUGUGGGUGUACACCAUCACCGUGACUCAGACCCUGAGCUCCGCGCUGGUGUCUGACCUCCGAGUCUUCUUCGCCUCCCUUUAUGCUUCGGUAAGCCCCAUUGUCAUCAUCAUCUCCAACACGAAAGUGAGCCGACAGCUUCAGUGCCAGUCAGAGGAGAACGCCGCCCGAGGCUCCGAUGCUGCCCUUUCCCCGGCCUGAGAUCGGACUCGGCUUCUCGCCGAGACGAUCCACUUCCCAAGUGUGUAAAGACGCAGUUAGAGGAUGUCGCCUGAUAGGAAUAUGGGGGCGAGAGCUGACAAGGCUUACAGCCCCUGCUCUGUCGCCUGAAGAUCAGCUGGAGCCACCUGACGCCAACUGCUCUUCUGACAGCCUAAAAUUGUUAUUUAUAUCAGGGAUGCCAACUUUGCUCAGCUGGCUGGAGUGAGAUUUUCAAUUCAAGACAAGUCUGCACAUGCAUUUACAUGUAUGUAACAGCUUUAUUACCUGGUAAAUAGUCUGUAGAGUUUGCAAACUGUCCUAACACUUUCGGUGUAGCUACUUUUAGGCAUAUAAUGGAAUAAAAUAGAUUUGCUGUAAGAUUUCUUGCAUCUGAAAGCGCGUCACACCAGAUGAGUGACAGCUGAGAACCCUGCAGUUUGCUUGCUGAAGGUGAUGUAGCUGUACGACGAGGUCUAUCAAUGUAUUGAAUGAUGAAACAAUGGAACCAUUAAAAUGCUUUUUGUACACCUA